GCCCAGCAACAAUGGCCGCCAGUUUCAGAGGUGUUGAACCAUUUUAUCCAUGCGAAAGCUGUGAAUUAAAAAGCAUCUCAAGAAUCUGACUUUCAAGUGAGCGUUAAGUUAAUUAAAACGCAUAGACUAGUGGUUCUUAACCUUUUUGGAGGUACCGAACCCCACCGGUUUCAUAUGCGCAUUCACUGAACCCUUCUUAAUAGGGAAAAUAAAAUAUGAUAUUUUUUUGUUCCUGAUUUUUUGGGGGACUUCCGCCGAACCCUUGAGGCUGACUCACCGAACCCCCGGGGUUCGAUCGAACCCAGGUUAAGAACCACUGGUAUAGACACAUUGCUUUGAUUGAAAAGUAGGCACGACAAGUUGAUGGUCUGGAGUUCAAUCCCCCUACCAGAGCCAACUCAAGCAAAAACACCACCAGCACCCCGGGUGGAUGGGACUCGUCAACCUUGUUGGAUGGCAACUCAUCUAAGAGAAGGAAACUCAGAAUUCAAACCGGAAGAUGGAGUCCCGUAGGCGGAUAGCAUCGGUACAAUGGAACAAUGCGGCAACUCCUACGACGCCACUGGUGCCAAAGCUGUAUCAUCCACAUGAUGUCCCCUUUGGUUUAUCCAGCUGCGUCGAGAGAGGCGAUUUACUGUUGGGAACCAGCUUAUAAUCCUAGACGUUAAUCCCACGCCUUGUGGAUUUCGUCCUGCGAAGUCUCCACCAUCGUCACAUUGUGACGGACUGAUGCCAACAAAACAAAAAGGCUCGACAAUGAAGGAAGCAGGGACGAUUAUGUUAAUCAGUUUGUUUGAUUUCCGGUUAAGAGCAAUCAAGGGAUGUAACUGAGGCGCAUACACUAUGUUUAUAUUUAUUCCAAUUGUUUAUGUUAUAAAAGGGUUUUGGUGUUCAUAUCAUAUGUUAAUUCAUCCUGAAAUUGUAUUUCAAUACACAUAUUCUUCAUGGAUUGUAUUGUUUAAACUCCCUUUACCUUCGCUGCGCACCACAUGCACUUGCACUGCGCAACGUGGCGCGGUGUUUAGUGUGCACGAGUGAGGAUGGCGACGUAGUACCAGCGCCCAGUGUUUGAAAACGAUGGGCUGCGGGGGAUCAAGGCAAUCAGAGGUCGGCAUGGCCAGCAAACGAACUGACCCACCAGGUGAACCUGAACAGAGGUGGUCAUCCGAUUCAAGUCAUGGCGAACUAACUAAGGUAAAUGGCCCCCCUACACCCCCGAAGUCACCUGACACUUAACUCUGGGGGUUGACAACAAUGAAAAAAUUACGCAUCUGGGCUCGUGUUCAAGUCACGUAUGUGCGGUGUGAAGUAAGUAGAGAGGGGGGGGGGGCAAUCUGUUCAAGUUGUUUUGUGUACGGGAUGCGAAGAAAUUCCUUAGGCAUAGAACUGGGGUGGAAUUAUGAGAAUCGAUAGUGGACAUGAAACAUUGAUAUUCUUGUGUGUUCUGUAGUAUUAUUCUCAGUGUUUCUGAAAUAUACUCACGGUUUCUUAACUAUACUCACUGUUUCUGUAUUAUACUCACUGUUUCUGUAUUAUACUCACUGUUUCUGUAUUAUACUCACUGUUUCUGUAUUAUACUCACUGUUUCUGUAUUAUACUCACUGUUUCUGAACUAUACUCACUGUUUCUGAACUGUACUCAUUGUUUCUGUAUUAUACUCAUUGUUUCUGUAUGAUACUCACUGUUUCUGAACAAUAAUCACUGUUUCUGAACUAUACUCACUGUUUCUGUAUUUUGCUCACUAUUUCUGAACUAUACUCACUGUUUCUGUAUUAUACUCACUGUUUCUGUAUUAUACUCACUGUUUCUGAACUAUACUCACUGUUUAUGCAUUAUACUCACUGUUUCUGAACUAUACUCACUGUUUCUGUAUUAUACUCACUGUUUCUGAACUAUACUCACUGUUUCUGUAUUAUACUCACUGUUUCUGUAUUAUAUUCACUGUUUCUGAACUAUAAUCACUUUUUCUGAGCUAUACUCGCUGUUUCUGUAUUAUACUCACUGUUUCUGUAUUAUACUCACUGUUUCUAAACUAUACUCACUGUUUCUGAACUAUACUCACUGUUUCUGUAUUAUACUCAUUGUUUCUGUAUUAUACUCACAGUUUCUGUAUUAUACUCACUGUUUCUGAACUAUACUCACUGUUUCUGUAUUACACUCAUUGUUUCUGUAUUAUAGUCACUGUUUCUGAACAAUACUCAUUGUUUCUGAAAUAUACUCACUGUUUCUGUAUUAUACUCACUUUUUUUGUAUUAUACUCACUGUUUCUGUAUUAUACUCACUGUUUCUGUAUUAUACUCACUGUUUCUGAACAAUACUCACUGUUUCUGAACUAUAAUCACUGUUUCUGAACUAUACUCAUUGUUUCUGUAUUAUACUCACUGUUUCUGUAUUAUUCUCACUGUUUCUAAACUAUACUCACUGUUUCUGAACUAUACUCACUGUUUCUGUAUUAUACUCAUUGUUUCUGUAUUAUACUCACUGUUUCUGUAUUAUACUCACUGUUUCUGAACUAUAAUCACUGUUUCUGAACUAUACUCAUUGUUUCUGUAUUAUACUCACUGUUUCUGUAUUAUUCUCACUGUUUCUAAACUAUACUCACUGUUUCUGAACUAUACUCACUGUUUCUGAACUAUACGCAUUGUUUCUGUAUUAUACUCACUGUUUCUGUAUUAUUCUCACUGUUUCUAAACUAUACUCACUGUUUCUGAACUAUACUCACUGUUUCUGUAUUACACUCAUUGUUUCUGUAUUAUACUCACGGUUUCUUAACUAUACUCACUGUUUCUGAACUAUACUCACUGUUUCUGUAUUAUACUCAUUGUUUCUGUAUUAUACUCACUGUUUCUGUAUUAUUCUCACUGUUUCUAAACUAUACUCACUGUUUCUGAACUAUACUCACUGUUUCUGUAUUACACUCAUUGUUUCUGUAUUAUACUCACUGUUUCUGAACAAUACUCAUUGUUUCUGAACUAUACUCACUGUUUCUGUAUUAUACUCACUGUUUCUGUAUUAUACUCACUGUUUCUGUAUUAUACUCACUGUGUCUGUAUUAUACUCACUGUUUCUGAACAAUAGUCACUGUUUCUGAACUAUAAUCUUUGUUUCUGAACUAUACUCAUUGUUUCUGUAUUAUACUCACUCUUUCUAAACUAUACUCACUGUUUCUGUAUUAUACUCACUGUUUCUGUAUUAUACUCACUGUUUCUGUAUUAUACUCACUGUGUCUGUAUUAUACUCACUGUUUCUGAACAAUAGUCACUGUUUCUGAACUAUAAUCUUUGUUUCUGAACUAUACUCAUUGUUUCUGUAUUAUACUCACUCUUUCUAAACUAUACUCACUGUUUCUGAACUAUACUCACAGUUUCUGUAUUACACUCAUUGUUUCUGUAUUAUACUCACUCUUUCUAAACUAUACUCACUGUUUCUUGAACUAUACUCACUGUUUCUGUAUUACACUCAUUGUUUCUGUAUUAUACUCACUGUUUCGGAACAAUACUCAUUGUUUCUGAACUAUACUCACUGUUUCUGUAUUAUACUCACUGUUUCGUAUUAUACUCACUGGUUCUGUAUUAUACUCACAGUUUCUGUAUUAUACUCUCUGUUUCUGAACUAUACUCACAGUUUCUGUAUUAUACUCACUGUUUCUGAACUAUACUCACUGUUUCUGUAUUAUACUCACUGUUUUAUUUGUAUCACACACCUUUUUUCCUCCCCCACAUCACCCCAAAACCCCCCACUCGUACACUGAGCCUUCUAACUAUGUCCACCCAGGAUCGCCCUUGCUCUCAAACAAAGAAUGCUAUUCUAGAUGUGCCCAGGAGUGUCUCAGCAGUAUAUGCCAAGGUAUUUUGUCCAAUUUUUUUUUUUAGUUUUUCUUUUUUUUCAAAACAAUUUUUGGUGACAUAUAGCAUUCACUUUUUAAAAACGUAUUAUCAUUACUAUUUAUAGUAAUGUUUAUUUUAAGAACUGACUUUUAAGAGACAUUCAUAAUUUCGUCUCAUUACAUUACAAUGUCUCUUUGAUUAUCUCCGGAGGCUGGAGAUCUCCUCAGAGUUGGGUUGUUGUUGUUUUCUUCAAGAUCUGUAUGAAUGGGCGGGUCCAUAUCUAACUGUAGAGGGAUUUGUUUGUAUUACUUUCGAAUUCCCAUGUAAUGUGAUGACUUUUGGCAUGUUAUGUGAUGACUGGUGUCAUGUUAUGUGAUGACUAGUGUCAUGUUAUGUGAUGACUGGUGUCAUGUUAUGUGAUGACUGGUGUCAUGUUAUGUGAUGACUGGUGUCAUGUUAUGUGAUGACUGGUGUCAUGUUAUGUGAUGACUUUUGGCAUGUUAUGUGAUGACUGGUGUCAUGUUAUGUGAUGACUGGUGUCAUGUUAUGUGAUGACUUUUGGCAUGUUAUGUGAUGACUUUUGGCAUUUUAUGUGAUGAAAGAUCAAUAAAAACCUAGUACCAUUGCCAUUAAUUAGUUUGAUUAUGUGGACCUUUGCGACAGACAAAUAUGUGGGUGUGUUAGCACAACUGUUACGUGGAGCUCUUCCAUACACAAGGCCAACACGACGCCAACAGAACAGCUGCUUCGGAAAACAUAUGACGCGCCAGGAAAAAUCCCGUGUUAACGCUGCAGCCGUAGUUGCCCCAUCCAUCCCCCCCCCCCUUCCACCCUCCUUCCGCGCUAGAUUUUUUCGUGCCAGAAUCGGCCCCGUGAGCCAUCUGCGCACCCGCAGACAGAUUCAGCCCCGGGAUUAAGUCGAUGUUUAGUUAUUGGUCAUGUUCGACUUUCGACUGACUAGAGCUCACCGUUGCUGUGUUAUACUCACUGUUUCUGUAUUAUACUCACUGUUUCUGAACUAUACUCAUUGUUUCUGUAUUAUACUCACUGCUUCUGAACUACACUCACUGUUUCUGUAUUAUACUCACUGCUUCUAAUCUCUUGUUUCACCUGUAGCAUCAUGGGGGGGGAGGUGACGACCCAUUCUAAUCUCUUCUUUCUCCUGUAGCAUCAUGGGGGCGACGGCCCAUUCUAACCUCUUGUUUCACCUGUAGCAUCAUGGGGCGACGGCCCAUUCUAACCUCUUGUUUCACCUGUAGCAUCAUGGGGGUGACGGCCCAUUCUAACCUCUUGUUUCACCUGUAGCAUCAUGGGGGCGACGGCCCAUUCUAACCUCUUGUUUCACCUGUAGCAUCAUGGGGGCGACGGCCCAUUCUAACCUCUUGUUUCACCUGUAGCAUCAUGGGGGCGACGGCCCAUUUAACUGUGUGGAACCCAAGCGUUUUUUCAUCGACGAAUUCACCGAAGGCGGGGUCAACGUGUACGUCUUCCCGAUGGGUCAGAAGGCUGAGAAGCUAACAAGCGAAAGUGAGUACACCCUUGGCCACUUUUUCCUAUCCUAACCCCCCCUCCCCCCAUGGCGUCGCUUAGAUUUUUUUUCUGUGAGAUCCCUUUCAGGAACUAUUUUAUUUAUUUUUUUUAUAUCUUUAAACGAUUUUGUUGAAAUGUCUAUUUUUAUGAUGAUUAUAAUAAAUCUUGAAUAUUUACAAAAAUACUCCCUUUUCAAGCAUCUAUUUUCGAUGAAUUAGCAUUGACUUCGUUAUUAAUAAUUUUUUUAAUGAAUCUGGCUAGAAGGUCACUUUGCCUCAAUCACUUGUGGUCGCAACCACAAAACGGCAGAGAGUAUAAAGAACUCUAGAGAAAAGCCCAGGCCACAUUAGCCGAAUGAAGUCCUCAGUUUUUAUAAGUCGGACAUUUAGUACCUCCUUCCCUUAGAUUUACCUAUUGAAUGUACCUCUCUGCCUUGGGAGGAAAUGAAUGAAACAAAGUAUGGGAAAAAUCUGAAGAAAAAGAUCGCAACAAAACAACGAACGUGUCGGCAAGAAGCCUUCUUCAGCGACAAAGAACAACAGUAAAAACAGAGUUAAAUUUUUUUAAAAAAAGGAAUAUCACUUGGCGGAAAUGUAGUAUCCGAGAGGGCGACAAGAAAUGUUUUCGGGUUUUCUCAUAUCUUGUCUCAUUCAUGUCCUUGCUUGUUAACCUGAUUGCUGUCUCUCCCCCUUGUUAGCAUUAGGCAUUUGAUGGAUGUAUGUCCUAUUUGUUUAUAUAUUAAUUUGACAUGUUUCAUAGAUUCAUGUUUUCAAUGAUAUGUUUAACCAUCUGUGCUACAUUACAUCUUAAUCGCAAGUUACUGAUCAAAAAAAAAUUUCUUGUCAAUUGAUAUAAAAUAAUUCAGCCUUAAAAUAAUCUUUCAAAAUUUGGCUUCUAACUCAUCCAAAAAUUUCUGUUUAUGUUGUUACGUGUAAUAAACGAAAAUAAAAUAUUUAAAAUUUAAAAAAAAUAUUCGUUGUCGGCAGGAUUCGAACCUGCGCGGGAAGAUCCCAAUAGAUUUCUAGUCUAUCGCCUUAACCACUCGGCCACGACAACCUGUGCUAGAGACUAACAUGAUGCGAAAGUGUUGGAUGAUAUCAUUUCAUUCAUAAUUAACAGUCUUUGAUCUCUCCCCGUCCCCCCUUGAAAAUCAAAGUCGAAGCGAGAGAUUAUGCCACCCCCAAAACAUGACACCCUUUGUGAACUGCUCAUUAUGCCCCCCUCCUCUCCCGGUCCCCAUGUCUUCCUAGAGCUCUGUGAGCAUGUUAAAAAAGUAUGGAUUCAAGCGCUGUACACAAUUUCAAUUCAAUUCAAUACAAUAGACCGGUGCCUCAAUUAUUCCACAGAAGGACACCAUCCCUAACAUUGCGACUGUCCUGUUCUUCCCCCAUUAUUAUGACCUGUUUCAAUGUGUAGCCUUGUGUAUGCUUCCAGGCCCGAGCAUGAUCCACCUCGUCCGGCCCACCCCCAUCGCGGCCACAGCCAGAUCCACGAGCACCCCGGGCGGCUUCUUGGACCAAGCUGACCUGUCCGCCGAGACCAUCUUACCACCGGAAGCUCCGGCAGAGCCCAGCGACAAAGAGGACGUGGUUCCGAACCCGAAAUGGCCACUGUGGAAAGUUGUCGCCUACAUCAGAAAACGAACUGAACGCCAGGUGGUGGAGGAGGAGAAUUGUCCAACCAUGGGAACCACGCAGUGACGCUAUCAUAUUGGGUGUCACGUCACGUGUCCCUUGCCCAGAUUCGAUCAUUAAAAAGAAAAUGGCUGAGCAUUUUGACACCGAUAUGUUCACCUUUGUUAAUGUUGGGCGAUGUCCCCCGUCCCCCCCCCCCGAUUGCUCGCGUGGGUUGGGAGAUGGGGGGUGGGGGUAGAAGGGGGUGACGUCACUCGUGUUGGUUAUCUAAUUUGACCCCGAUAUGUUCACCUUUGUUAAUGUUGGGGGGGGUCCCCCGGCCCCCCCCCCCCGAUUGCUCGCGUGGGUUGGGAGAUGGGGGGUGGGGGUAGAAGGGGGUGACGUCACUCGUGUUGGUUAUCUACCGGCAGCCUUAGUCUUAGUUCCUAGUGUUGCUAUGCUAUAAAAAAUAAAUGUGUGUUCGUUGUUGAUGCCUUGACGAGGGUAAAUAUAACGACAUCUGUCAAUCUGGGAAGUUUAUAAUUCCCCCUUGAUCACUGAUUACGUCUUGCGUGUAAAACGAGUGGGACUAAAGUCAAUAAUAUUCCCUUGUCGCUAUUGCAAUAAUGUUGUUGUUGUUUUUUUAACAUGGACAAAGUUGUUUUCAUCGAUACAAUGCUAUCAUUUGUUACACGUGGCUCCUCAAGAAAAAAUCUGUAUUUGCACCCGUCUAACUGACGGACAUUUUUUCUAGUACGAAAUAACAACGGAAGCACUAAAGCGAUUUCUCUUCCCAUUAAAAAGAGUAUCGAAAAGAGCAUUGAAAAAAUGAACUGGAAUAUCAUCAGAUAUGAAAUAUUCGCUUAGGGUUUACAUUCGAUCUGACACAACAAAACGUGCAUUUUCCUUUUAAGCAAUGAUCACAAAAUAUUUUUUUUAAAAAUAAUAAUAAUAAAGAGACC
This is a messenger RNA of Lymnaea stagnalis (great pond snail), 7932 nucleotides long. The record is from the annotation of a GenBank genome assembly. Lineage: Eukaryota; Metazoa; Mollusca; Gastropoda; Lymnaeidae.